This is a messenger RNA of Lotus japonicus, 2247 nucleotides long. RefSeq lists its product as uncharacterized. Gene Ontology annotation, molecular function: protein binding. NCBI's taxonomy places the organism in Eukaryota, Viridiplantae, Streptophyta, Magnoliopsida, Fabales, Fabaceae. The coding region runs from base 846 to 2174 and encodes 442 amino acids. The transcript has 2 exons. The record is from RefSeq and is a predicted model, not a curated record.
CAAUGAGUUUAGUGUUUCCCUAACCCUGGCAACUGGCAUGGUGGAAGCUUUAUAUUACCAGGUUACCCAUUUGUUAUAUGUUUGGCUAACAAACCACUGCUCCUCUUAUCUAUACUGCUUGGUAUAAAAAACUGUCAAUUGAUUUGUGUGAAGUCUUGGAGGUGUUUGUUGUCAGGUCACCAAGGAACUACACCUAAUGCCAUUAAUUGGUCGGUAGUUACAAUCUUACAGAACUUAAUUUGACUAUUGCCUAUGGUGAACUCUUAAUACAAAUUUGAACAAGGGUAUAUUAGAUACUAUGUGAACUAAGAAAAUAAAGCAGUGUUGCAUUAUUUACUUGUGAAUUAGCUAUAUAAUACACUAUUUAAUAAAACAUGAUUAGUUUAAUAACCAAUAAAAAUGAGAUGGAUUCAUGGAUACUAGCUAAUUAAGGAGCAUGGCAUGGAAGAUACAUUACAUAGCUCAUACUCUCAUCAACCAUGUAAUGGCAUGAAAACUUCCAAUUAGGUUCCGCCUACGGUGGGCCACCUGGCUGCUAUUUGUUGAUCUGUUCUUACGUCUUACCAAAAUUCAAUAAUCUAAGGAAGACUCGGUAAGUAAAUGGAUUUGCACCUAAUGUUUAUAACUGAAAGUUCUGCUCUCCUAAUUUCACUCAACGCAUGGUUUUUUACUUUUUUUCUGGUUAAGCCAAAUUUGAAGGAUCAUCUUACGCACCAUCAAACACACAUCCUAGGCUUCCCAUUCACAGCAUCGCAUACUCCAAUCCUGGUAUCCCAAAUCAGAAACAAACGAACAAAACAAAGCAGGACAGCAGCCAAGUUGUUGUAAUCUCACGUCUUUUGAGGAUGUUCUCCUUCCUUUUGUUCUGGGGUAUUUUUUACUUGAUUGUUAUCUUCUUAUCCAUAGAGAUCUCAUCAUCCCCAGGAAGUAAAAGCUUUUCUUUUCUAUCCCUCAUUCAGAGGUUAUGGAUAAGUAGAAAGGUGAGAGAAAAAGAAGAGGAGCAAGAAGACAACACAUGGAAACAUCUUCCAGAUGAGCUCCUGGAACUGAUAAUGGAGUUUUUGUCUGUUGAUGAUUACCUUGCAUUGGGUAAAGUAUGCUCCCCGUGGAGAACUAUUGUUACUAAAGCCCUUGCAAGACGUUGCUUCCUGCCACUAGUUCUCAUGAUAUCUAAGAAGGGAAGAAUUACGGAACAAAGCUUUUUCAACUUAAAAGCAGAACAUGAAGUCCCUAAAAGAUCACAAUUUGACAGUUGUCAUGGUUCAAUUGAAGGGUGGAUGAUUAUGAUGAAUCGUAAUGAAAAUGGUAGUCUAUCCUUCUUUUUCUUCAAUCCAGUGACGAAUUGUAGAAUCUCAGUCAAAUCACAGUUGCAUCUCUCCGACCCUCUAAUCCAAGCUUCUGAACCGUGUAUGGGAAAAAUGGUGGCCUCUUCCAAACCUGAUUGUUAUAAUUCAGUUUUUUAUUUAGCUGGUCUCUUACAUAAGAAGAUUGCAUACUAUAGGCACUUAGACAAGUCAUGGAACAUGAUUAAAAUAAAGAAUGAUUGGGAUUUUGUGGAUAUCGAAAUUUUGGAUUCCAAGUUGUAUGUUAUAUUACUGGUAGUUAAAAAUGGCUUGAGGGUCAUGGUGAUUUAUGAUCUGAAUGAUUUCGAUAAUGGCUCUCGAAUGCCGAAAGUAUUAGCUCUUCCACCAACUGAGAUGACAAGAAGAAUUGAGAACCCACCUUUUUUUUCGGUUUCUGGUGUCAUGCGUCAUCUAGCCAAACAUGAAACACGGCAACAAUUAUUCCUCAUCUACGUCAAAUGGAGUAGAUCUUAUAAACGUAACAUGUUCUCAGAAGAUAGAUACCCGCUUGAGAUUACUGCAGUUGAUGUGUUCAAGUUGGAUAUAAAUAAGGAACCUAUUGAGUGGAUAAAGUGUGAAAGCUUAGAUGAUAAUGUGAUUUUUGUUGGUACUGGGAACAGCAUGGUAAUAUCAAGAGCUUCUCUUAUAACUCAAGAUUCAAUUGGAGAAAAUAGUGUCUAUUUUGCUCUCUCACUUGAGUAUCCUAUGAGUACAUGCACAGAAGUUCGAUUGGGGAUCAAGCACUUGAGUGAUAGCGACAUUAAAUAUUUUUCUGUAGAGGAACCUGUUUAUAGAGUCCUUGUUCCUUGUUGGCUCAGACCAAGUGUGUGACCAUUUACUAUGUUGGCACUAACAUGUGUUAAUUUUUUUUAUGCCAUGCAUGUACAUGAUAGAUCGAUUUUAG